This is a messenger RNA of Cottoperca gobio, 1438 nucleotides long. Its product is annotated as cholesterol 7-desaturase. Gene Ontology annotation, molecular function: 2 iron, 2 sulfur cluster binding; oxidoreductase activity. The record is from RefSeq and is a predicted model, not a curated record. The transcript is spliced from 8 exons. Bases 1 to 1371 code for a protein of 456 amino acids. Gene Ontology annotation, biological process: cholesterol metabolic process. Gene Ontology annotation, cellular component: cytoplasm. NCBI's taxonomy places the organism in Eukaryota, Metazoa, Chordata, Actinopteri, Perciformes, Bovichtidae.
AUGAGGAUCUACAGUGAGAACAUGUCCACCGGGAAGGUGGCUCUUAUUAUUGGGCUGGGAGUAGCUACGAUUCUUAUCUUACAAAGUGAAGACCCGCUGGACUCAGGAGGCAAUGGCUAUCAGAUAUGGAGGGAAACGGGGCUGCUCGCGCGGGCUGUGGUCUGCAUCAUCACCGGAGUUUCCCUCUUCGUCGUUGGCUGGCUGCACAGGCUGCUCUUCGGUCCCCUGGUGCUGCUUAGGGGCGCCGAUGAUGUGGGAUACAUCGCCGAGGACGGUCGCUCCAGAGCCCAGGCGGCAAACGAGGUCCGCCGCAGGAGGAAAACCGGAGAGCUGCCUCCGGUCUAUCCAAACGGCUGGUACCGCGUGCUGGACUCACACAUGCUGCCGAGAGGCGAGGUGAAAAGUGUCUCUGUUCUAGGUGAGCAGGUUGCAGUGUUUCGGGGCCAGGAUGGGGAGGCCUAUGUGGUGGAUGCCUACUGCCCUCACCUGGGUGCCAACCUGGCUGUGGGAGGACGGGUGGUGGGAAGCUGCAUAGAGUGUCCAUUUCAUGGAUGGCAGUUUCGGGGGAACGAUGGCAAGUGUGUGAGGAUCCCCUAUGCAGAAAAAGUGCCAGAGUUUGCCAAGGUGCGCUGCUGGCGCAGCUGUGAGCUCAACGGGCAGAUCAUGGUUUGGUUUCACUGUGAUGGAGAAGAUCCUCAGUGGAUUGUCCCGGAGCAGCAAGAAAUUGCAAAGGGCGAGUGGGUCUAUCGGGGGAGAACUGAACACUUUAUCAACGCUCACAUAGAGGAAAUUCCUGAAAAUGCAGCAGACAUCGCUCACCUCGCUCACCUGCACACGCCGGGCAUUGUCAGCGGAGUAGAUCUGCGUUACACCAACAGCAAAACCUGGGAAUUUUUGCGGCAUGACUGGAAGGUUCAAUGGAAACCAGAGUCCGAGCCCAACAAGCACUGUUCUCAGAUGUUGGUGAAACAUGCACUCACUGUGUUUGGAUGCCACUGGCCUCUGCUGGAUGUCCGUGUGGUGGCCAGACAGGUGGGUCCAGGAGUGGUGUUUCUGCUGUUUGACCACAGUUUCUUGGGCCGGGGCGUUAUCAUGCAAUGUGUGACUCCAGUAGAGCCUCUGUUGCAGUGUGUCGCUCACACCAUCUUCUAUCAGUCUAAUAUUCCCCCUCUGGUGCCCAAAUUCAUCCUCAAAGCAGAGUGCAUACAGUUUGAACGGGAUGUAAUGAUCUGGAACAAUAAGAAGUACAUCUCCAAGCCUCUCCUCGUAAAGGAAGACUCAGCCAUCCAGAAGCACAGGCGCUGGUUCAGUCAGUUCUACAGCGAGAACAGCCCACGGCUGCAACACCAGCGUGACACUUUGGACUUUUGACCUCCCUGAACUACCAGAGGAGAGAAGAUGUCAGAUCAGACCAGGGUUGACAUUUAUCCAGGGUUGA